Cololabis saira (Pacific saury) is the source of this 4718-nucleotide messenger RNA. RefSeq names its product nestin (gene nes). Bases 131 to 4033 code for a protein of 1300 amino acids. Gene Ontology annotation, molecular function: CCR5 chemokine receptor binding; intermediate filament binding. Gene Ontology annotation, cellular component: intermediate filament. NCBI's taxonomy places the organism in Eukaryota, Metazoa, Chordata, Actinopteri, Beloniformes, Belonidae. Gene Ontology annotation, biological process: positive regulation of intermediate filament depolymerization. The transcript has 4 exons. The record is from RefSeq and is a predicted model, not a curated record.
GCCUCCCGGGAGCCUCACUCACACAAGAAAACCUCAACAUACUGACUCAGGCCUGGACACAGAGAUAUAAUCGGCUUCCAAAUCCUAAUCAGUGCGCCUAAGUUUGCUGGAUUCAGUCAUCAAUACUGACAUGGAGUUCCACAGCAUUAGUAAACUCUUCCAUCCCCACCACCCUGGAGAGGAGAAGCAACAGAUGCUUAACCUGAACCGACGCCUGGAAACCUACUUGAGCCGGGUCAAACUGCUGGAGGAGGAAAAUACAAUGCUUGCAAGGGAGAUCCAAACCAUGAGACACAACAAUCAAGGGGCCUCCGUGCGCAGGAAAGACCUGGAGGAAGAGCUCCUGCGGGCGAGACUGGAAGUAGACGCAGCCUGGAGGGACAAGGUCCUCACCGAGAUGGAAAUUGGCAAGCUGACUGAGGAUCUGCAAACCCUGAACCUACAGCGACAGAGGGAGGCUCAGGCCCAAGUGACGGCCAAGAAAAAGCUGGAACAAAGCAGGAAAGAGAUGGAAGAGGAACAGAGGGCACAAAUCUGGCUGAGGGAAAAGGUCAAUCAGCUGGAACAUGAAAUGAGGCUCGUAAUUCAAACCCACGGGGAAGAUGUGGCCCACUUAGAGGUUGAACUGACCCGAUCCAGAGCUGUGAUGCCGCAAAGAUCGGCUCAAAGAGCCACCCAGGCCCCAGAGCUCCUGGUGAUGGGACAGGAGUUGUCCCAGAAGGCCAACAGAGCAUGGCAGGAGGCGGCGGAGGCCUAUCAGGGGCAGUUAGCCCGGCUAGAGGAGUCACUCGAUCAGGCCAAGAGUCGUCUGAACCAAGUAGGCCAGGAGAAGCUCGAGUGCCAGCUUAAUAUUCAAGCUCUGAAGAAGGAGAUGGCCUCAGCUCAGGAUGUCAGGCUGCAUCUGGACAAGACUGUAACCCAGAAGAGAGACAGAUACUGCCAGGAGAUCCAGCAGUUCCAGGAGCACUUGCAGAGUCUGGAGAUGGAAAAAGAGGAGCUGGGCCAGCAGAUCACUCAUCUCCUCCAGGAGAACCACGGCCUGAUGCAGCUUAAGAUGUCUCUGGGUCUGGAAGUGUCAACGUACAGAGCUUUGCUGGACAACGAAAGCCACAGGAGAGACACGUCUAGAAAUGUUGUGAUCACAGAUGCUUACCCUCACCGGGUUACAAAGAUGUACAAGCCCCAUCUGUCUGCCAACCGCAAGACCACUUUCCCCUCAUCUGUUUAUGGAGUAGCAGGACCGACGCUGAUGACCGCAACACCAUACAGAACAAGAAAACCUCUUACUUCAAAUGAAACAUCACAGAUUUCAAGAAAACCUGCAGAUACAGCAGAGUCAGCAACACUAGAAACCUCUUAUCCCAAAAUAAUCCAGGAUGGAGCUGUGGAAAACUUCCGACCGCAGGAGGUUCAAGAGAAAGUCACCUAUGCAGAGCCUUUGUCACCUCCUAAUGAGGAAGAGACGCCUGCUGAAACACCGGAGGACAGAGAUGAAGAUGACUGGAGGAUUGUUGACGCCGAGGCUCCUGACGAAAGGCCAGUUGUAGAGUCAGUCGUCAGUCAUAAAGUCGAGUCUGGCCUCAACGGCGAGCCAUUUUUCAAUGAUGAACCUGGUCUACAUGAGUUUACAACACCCAGCCUGAUGUCACCCAGUGUCCGCAUGACAGAGGAACCCUUCACUUCCUCAGAUGAACUAGAUAGCCAUGUAGCAGAUGCAACGUUUCACAAGGCACUCCAUCUGGAGGACGAGUGUGUUCAGAAAGUCAAUGAGCAAGUAGAUGAUGGAAAAGCAACAGCAGAGGAAAUGUCUUACUGUGCCGCUUCAGAGGGGGCAGCUGGAAAAGGAGACGUGCAGCAGUUAUUCCCCCCAGCUGAUGCUAAUCUGGAGGUAGACCAUGUGGACAAAGAAGAAGAACAUGUGGAAGAGGAGGAAACAGACGAUGAAUCCCAGGUAUUGCUUGAGCCUACCAUUGAAUCUCAGCUGAGAAGUCUAAAAUCAGAAUAUGAACCUGUGGAAAGUGUUUUUGAGAAAGAUGCAGCAAGUGAUGAUGCAGUUGAGACGAGACAAGAAAUGAGCGGAUUAAUGGCAGAAGUAAAUGGAGUGGAAGUUGAGAAGUUGUACCCAGAUGGAGAAGAGAUGGAUACAUGGGACAGCGUUAUAGAAAAGAAGGCUGAUGUGGGGACAGUUGAUGGCAUAAUCAAUGGAGGAAAAAAUCAACAUGCUGAACCAGAAGAAGACAUUUCAACAAAAGACUCAAAAAACAAAAUAGGAGACCUUGAUCAGGAUGGUGAUGUGGAACGUCCACUGACGCCCACACAAACAGAUGACGGCAGGCACGCUGAAUUAGACCAGGAGCAGGCUCCACCUCCUGACAAAGAAGAGGACAAUGAUAAUGAUGAUGAUGUUGAUGAUGAUGAGGAUGAGGAGGAGGAUGAUGAUGAGGACUCUCAGAACGUUUCUGUGUCAUGGAGGACUGAGCUGGAGAGCGACAGCUACGCUCUGGAUAACACCCUCGCCGACCCUCGUCCUCUCAUUCGAUACAAAAGCGAUGAAACUGACGGCAACGCUCAACAGAUCGAUGAGAGUGAGUCAAGUGAAGGGGAGCAGGAAAAAAAGAUGAAAGAGGCAGGACCUGCAACGUGGAGCGACGGAAAGUCAAAGACAUUCGGAACUAUGGAGGAUCUCUGUGAAGAAGUGGAAGAAGAAACAAUAGAUGAUGAAUAUAAUUUGGGAUACACUCAUAUUGAAGAUGUUAGCCAAAGUACAGUUGUAAGUAUAUGUGCGACUGCCGAGAACGACACAGAAAAAGCUACUGAAAUGGGGAGAAACGACAGCGAUUCAGAAGAAGAAACAGAAGAACUUGCCAGACCCGUAGGUCUGGACUACGAUGAGGAGCUGGAGACGGACAGGCUCGUGGAGCAGGAGUUGGAGCGUCUGUCCACAGACCGCUACACCACUCACUUUGCACAGCAACAGGUCGGUGAUGGGAUGUUGCAUCUGGAGGACGAAUCCGUCCAGGAAGUCACAGAGCAAGACAAAGCUGGAAAAGCGGUAGCAGAAUAUAUGUCUUGUGAGCCAGAAGAGAGUGCAAACAAGAAACACGUGUCAUUCACCGCAUUUACAGACCAGGCUUCUGCAAAACCACAUGUCAGUGAUUCAUCGAUGGCCAUGUCUCUGACAGACUUUGCGGCUGAGGAGGACAUUAUUCAUAAAUGUCAAGAAGAAGAUGAAAACAAUAUGUCCAUGUUGACAUACGCUGAUGUGACAGAUCACGGUGGCUUUGGUGAUUUAAGUAGCAGGGCUGAUAUGGAGGAGACCAACGAGUCAGAUGAUCCAAACUCCGUGUUACCAGAGACAGCAGAUGAGAAAAACAUGGAGGUCACAGAACCUGAGGAGCAUUCUAAUGAAUCUCAAAGCAAACUCGAUGACCAGGCUCACGGCUUUCAUGAGAUUCAUGAAGAUAAAGAAACACCUGAAUUUGAAGUCCUUGAGAACUCAACACUUGACUUUGAAGACGAAGAUCAUGAUGACGAAGAUCAUGAUGACGAAGAUCAUGAUGACGAAGAUCAUGAUGACGAAGAUCAUGAUGACGAUGAAGUUGCCGUGAUACAUCAAGAAAAGCGAGCUGAGAGUUCCCCUGAAACUGUAGUUGAAGAACAUGAUAUCUACAUAGUGAAGGAGGCGACAGAUAGUGCUCCCCGUGAUCUCUUCCCAUCCGGCGUAAAGAAUGACUUUUGGGUGUCAUCCUUGGAGAGCAGCGCCACGUAUGAACACGAUGACGCCUGCAACAACGCCGCGGAGCAAACCUAUCAGGAUCCAGGACUUGUAGACAAACAAGGGUGGGGGAACUUGCAAAACCCAAAUGUGGUUAACGGUAAUUCCAGAGUCGACGACGACUCGUCCAAAGCCUCAGAAGGAGUGACAGAGCAGGAAUGGAUGCGUACAGACAAAAGAAAGUUUCACAAUAUUGCUGAAACGUUUCCCUCCGAGGAGUCUGAAAUUGAGGCCGGAUCAUGGUCGUCUGGAGAAUAAUCACCACAAAGUCUAAUUGAGUGUAGUUGGAAGUAAAAUCAGGCUUUAGACAUUAAUGUUAUGUUUUGUGUUUCAACAAAUGUACAUCAAAUGCUAAAGUUGUGCCUUGGUGUGUUUCUUAGUGACAUUAACACCAAUGUGUCAUCUGUCGCUACAAAUAUUUGAUGUUUGACUUUCUCUGUCUUUUUCAUUCUCCCGUCUGACAGUUAAAACAUUUCAGUUUUUCCAGAGUGCACGUUGUAGAAGAAGAAUGAGUCUCCACAUGAGGGAGGGGCAUGAAGACAGAACAAAGAGCAUCAUUUGAAAGUCAAAGCAUUUAUUGAUUAUCACCGGAUCUGAUUUUACUGACAAAAUGGAAAUCAAUGAGACCAGAAGGGCAGGAUUCGUCGUAGAGAUGCUGUUUCAUAGUCACAAAAUUUGUGUUUGUGCUGGUCAGUUAAAUCAUUUCACUGCAUGUUUAACACUUGAACAUGAAUAGAGGAGCCUGAGUUAAUUAAAGACGAUUGGUACAUUCACAGCCCCAAUAAAGUUUAGCUUCAAUAAAUGUCCUGUGUCCCAUUUGAAGUAUUUAUUUGUGUGCACAGCACAACAUACACAUGCAUCUAUUCCUCAACAAUGCAUAAAACAGACAUAAGAAGAGAAAAUAGGUUUCCAGAAAAUGUAUUUAAGCUCUAACAGAUAAAGC